AUGGCUAAGUCAACGUACAAGAUGUGGGUAGGAGGAUGCGAAAAGGACGGCAGGGCGGAGCAACUCCCCAUUGAGGACCCCGCGACAGGAGAGAUCUUUGCGUACUGCCAUGCGGCAUCCGCCGAGGACAUCGACGGAGUCGUCAAACACGCCCACGAAGUUUUCCAGUCGGGCGUCUGGUCCAAAGCUCCGCGGCACGUGCGCGCGGACGCGCUGGAGAGGGUCGCGAAUCUGCUUACGAAGAAUCUCCCACGGCUGAUCGAACUCGAAGUCCGCCAGACGGGGCGUGCGAUCCGCGAGAUGAAUGCGCAGGUUCCGACGCUGGUGAAGUGGUUUAAGUACUACGCCGCGCUGGCCCGCACCGAGGAGCGCGCGGUGCUGCCCACGAUGGGCAAGCUGCACAACUGGAUUGAUCGCGUGCCGCUGGGUGUCGUCGCGCAGAUCACUCCGUUUAAUCAUCCGCUGUUGAUUGCGGUGAAGAAGAUUGCUCCUGCGCUGGCGGCGGGGAAUUGCGUGGUGCUGAAGCCGAGCGAGCUUACGCCGUUGACGAGCUUGGAGUUUGGGGAGUUGAUGCAGGAGGCGGGCGUGCCGGAUGGUGUGUUUAGUGUUGUGCCGGGCGAUGGGGCGACGACGGGGAAGGCGCUGGUGAGUCAUCCGUUGAUCAAGAAGGUGGAUGUUACGGGGGGCACGCCGGCCGGCCGGGCUAUUGGGGCGAUUGCGGGUGCUAAUCUUGCGCAUUUUACGGCGGAGCUCGGUGGUAAGGCACCGCUCAUCGUGUUCGAGAAGGCGGAUAUCGACGCCGCCGUUAACGGGAUUGUGUUCGGGAGCUUCAUCGCGAGCGGGCAGACGUGUGUGGCUGCUACGAGGAUCAUCGUGCAGAACAGCAUUCUUGAAGACGUCCUCAAGAGACUGAAGGGCAAGGCGCAGAGCAUCGAGCGCCGUAUGGGGUCGCCCAAGAACCCGGACUCCAUGAUGGGUCCGCUCAUCUCCGCGAAGCAGCUCGUCAACGUACGCACCCUCGUCGACGACGCGGUGGAUGCCGGCGUAACAGUCGUUACGGGCGGGCAACGCAUGAUUGGCACAUCCUCCCUCGACGGCGCGGAUUUCUCCAAGGGUUACUUCUAUCCGCCUACCAUCUUGACCGACAACACCGAUAAGAAGAUAGUGGAUACAAGGAUCUGGCGGGAAGAAGCAUUUGGCCCAGUCAUCGUAGUAGUAGGAUUUGACACAGAAGAAGAGGCGUUGCGGUUAGCAAACGACAGUGAGUUCGGGCUUGGGGCGGCGAUUUGGACCCAGGACUUGAGCCAGGCGUAUAGAGUCAGCGAGGCGAUCGAGGCGGGGAUCUGCUGGGUGAAUACGCAUCACCGGAAUGACCCGAGUAGCCCGUGGGGCGGGAUCAAGAGCUCUGGCGUGGGGAGCGAGAACGGCGUUGAUGCGUACCGCGCGUAUACGACGACGAAGAGCACAAUUAUCAACUAUGCACCUACGGAGGAGGCGCUUGCGAGCGAUGACUGGUUCAGAGAGGGCGCGGGCGAGGUGAGGUAUGGGUAG
Molecule: messenger RNA, 1551 nt
Organism: Trematosphaeria pertusa
Lineage: Eukaryota; Fungi; Ascomycota; Dothideomycetes; Pleosporales; Trematosphaeriaceae
Product: aldehyde dehydrogenase-like protein
Exons: 3
Coding region: 1-1551 (516 amino acids)
Molecular function (GO): aldehyde dehydrogenase (NAD+) activity
Source: RefSeq, a predicted model, not a curated record